Molecule: messenger RNA, 1758 nt
Organism: Symbiodinium necroappetens
Lineage: Eukaryota; Dinophyceae; Suessiales; Symbiodiniaceae
Source: the annotation of a GenBank genome assembly
AUGAGCGAGAAUGGCCGGGCGGUCGGGACUUUGGCCACGCGACUGGACGGGCAGGAAAAGGCGCUUCCAGAGCUGGACGCCGCGAUCAGGGCUGAGGUUUCCAAGUUGGAAGACUCCAUGGCCUCCUUCCGCCAGGAGGAGCGAUCCGCGCGGGAGGUGGCAACUGCCGACCUCUCCGGCGCGCAGGCGCGGAAGCACGAGGCAAUGACGGAGGAGAUCCGAAGAGAACACGCAGCCCACAAGGAGGAAAGCCGGAAGUGGGCGUUGACAAUGGUCGAACGCCUCUCUGAAGACCUCCGAAAAGAGAGGGAGGCUCUGUUCGACGAGUUGAAUCGGCGCUGCCAGGAGGUGUCCACGCUGAGCGCGCAGCAGAUGCGCGCAGAGCUCGCCGUGGAGGUCAAGCGGCUGGACCAGGCCUUGCCGGGGCUCGAGGAGAAGUUCAAGGUGCUCCUGGGCCAGGAACGAUGCUACCACGAGCACCAAGCCCAGGUAGCCGCCCAGGAGGUGAAGGCCGCGCUCGAGGCGCACGGUGAGUUGGCCGAAGCGCUGGAGAGCGAGCAGCGUCUGGUGGUCCAGCGCCUCACGGAAGGCAUGUGCUUGCUUGUCAGGCUGACUUUUGCUCCUCUGGCGGUUUGUUGGUUGCAGAGUCAGCUUCUCCUCCUGUGCGGAGCAGCUGUUUGCUGGGGAGAUCCUGAGUUUGGUCCUGACCAGAAGAAAGCUCAACACCAGCUUGUUGACGGCAUCGUCCAUAUCUGUCCAUCGGCAGCUGCUUUCGCUGCACUGAAGAACACGGGUUCCGUGGUGACAUUUGGGCACCCCUCCUGGGGAGGAGACAGCCGGCCGGUGCGAGAUCAACUGGCAUGCGGUGUGGUGAAGAUUGCCGCAACGGAUUCAGCAUUUGCUGCUGUCAAGGAAGACGGCUCUGUAGUGGUUUGGGGGAACCCGAACUGUGGAGGAGAUGCGAGCUCGGUAAUGCAUAAGCUGUUGCGCAACGUGGAUCACAUCUGGGGUAACGAGCGUGCGUUUGUGGCCAUCAAGAAAGAUGGCUCGAUUGUCACGUGGGGUGACCGAGAAGCUGGAGGCGACUCCAGCUCUGUGCAGGAGGACUUCUCAGAGAUCGGCGCGGCUCGUGUUGUGAAGGUGUUUUCGAACGAAUGUGCCUUUGCAGCGCUGCGAGCAGAUGGCUCCGUCAUUACCUGGGGCGAUCCGGACGGUGGUGGGGACAGUUCGAAUGUCUCCGAAUUUCUGGAGGCAGGCGUCAAAGACAUCUGCUCGACAGAUGAUGCGUUUGCGGCUCUUCGCGACAAUGGCCAGGUCGUCACAUGGGGAGAUGAUGCCUCCUGGUGGCGGAAGCAGCGCUGUUCGUCAGAGCUUUGCGCAACAAGGGCCGCGUUCGCAGCAUUGAAAGAGGAUGGAAGUGUGCAUGCCUGGGGAGACGAAAAACAUGGGGCUGAUACAACAGCGACUGAAAGCAUCCUCUCUUCUGGUGUUACGAAGCUGUUCGGCAAUAAUGUCUCUUUCGCUGCCAUCAAAAGUAACGGCGGCAUUGUCUCUUGGGGCGACCCUGCACGCGGUCCACCCUUGGUGCAUCCCAGAGUGCCGGAUGCCCAAGGAAUCUACGGGACGAAGUUCGCCUUUGCCCUGUUGUGCCAAGACGGGGAUGUCAUCACAUGGGGUGACCCAUCUUGUGGCGGCGACAGUUCUGCUAUUGAUGCGCAGCUCAAAGAACAUGCUAAAGCCGUGCAGCUACAGCCUUGA